Populus trichocarpa (black cottonwood) is the source of this 2744-nucleotide messenger RNA. RefSeq lists its product as uncharacterized. Lineage: Eukaryota; Viridiplantae; Streptophyta; Magnoliopsida; Malpighiales; Salicaceae. Gene Ontology annotation, biological process: SCF-dependent proteasomal ubiquitin-dependent protein catabolic process. Bases 275 to 2404 code for a protein of 709 amino acids. The transcript has 6 exons. The record is from RefSeq and is a predicted model, not a curated record. Gene Ontology annotation, cellular component: SCF ubiquitin ligase complex.
CUUUAAGCGGGAACUAUACAAGGCAACAAGGCGAGGAAAUAGCCGAGAAAUGAAGGGAAGAAAAGGGUUGCGGCUUCAAAAAGGUAAGACCUUUUUAUUUUGGAAAAAGCUAGUUAGAUUCUUGGUGGGUUUCUUUCAAUAGUGUUUGGUGACCAAAACGAGGGUUUCUCAAAGAUAAAAGAAACCCUCUUUUGUCGUGAAACCUAUGGAGUCUCAACUCAAAUUUUAGCUUAUUCAUUAUUAUAGAGAAAAAGAAGUGAAACCAUCUUCAAAGAUGGAUUCAGGGGAAAAAAAAGAGAAGGAAAAAUGGGGUCUUGAUUUAAAUUUAUCUACACAGGAGGAGUUUUCAACUGGUUUAGGGUUUCAAGAUUUUUUAGGGGAAGAGAAAGAAGCUGAAAAUGACCAACUGGGUCAUGAUUUUGGUAGAGAUAGCGAUUUUAGGAUAAGGGAAAGAGACUCCGUUGUUGAAACGGAUGAUUUUACUAGUAGUAAGAGAUUGAGGUACACAACUGAAGAGAAGGGGAAGGCUAAAGUUGACUGUGAAGUGAAUCUUGAUUUUGAUCUUAAUCUUGAUUUGUGGGGAUUUGAGAAAGACCCAGUUGAAGGGAAAAUGGAUACAUGGCCAUUUGAAGCAGGGUUAUUGAGUUCAGGGCCUGUGAUGCACAAUUUCUUUCCUGAUAGUGUAGAGAGAAAUACCCAGGUGGAGAAUUAUGAUGUUCCAAGAAAGGACAUCGUUUUUGAACAAAGAAAGGAGAUAGCUUUGUCAAGUGUAAGGAAGAGACAAUCAAGAAGAAAGGAACAGAAGUUGAUGCAGCGUGAAAUUGCUAGGAAUGUUGCUCCACGAUUUGCACAUUUAGGUCCUCAAGAGCAGCAGAUGAAGCAGCAUAAAGAAAAGAAAGUUAAAUUGAGAGAAGUUGAUUUGGAAAUGGAACUGGACUUGGAUGAUUCUCAAAGUCCAUUUUCAUUGGCACUGGAAGCAAUCAAAAUGCGGCAAACUGUUCGAAAAGGGUCAUUAACUGGUUUCUCUGAGUCGCUCUUCAAAUGGGUUCCUGCAAAAGCUAAAGAUUGCGAUGCUCUGAAACGCGAUGUUCCUACACUUCUGGACCUCAGUUUGAAUGCUCUUGCAAAAAACGCUGAUGCUAUUGUGUCACUUGAACAUGUUCCAGAUAAAUUACGGCAUAGACUUAGUCAGUUGGUUAGUGAUUGUGGAGUAGUGGAUGCUCACUUUGUUGAACUUCUUGCAAGGGGCUCUCCAACCGAAAUUCGUCUGAGGAAUAUUUCGCGGUUGACAGAAGAGGAGUUUUCCAAAAUAUUUAGUGUUUGUGACACCAAGGACUUGACUGUGCUACAACUUGACCUUUGUGGACGAUGCAUGCCUGAUUAUAUAUUAAAUGGCACCUUAGCCAGGUCAUCACAUAGACUUCCUUCCUUAGCUACCAUAUCUUUGAAGGGUGCACAUCGUUUGUCAGAUAUUGGACUAACUCAGUUGGCUGUGUCUGCACCUGCAUUACAGUCUAUAAAUCUGAGCCAGUGCUCCCUUCUCACAUCUCAAGGCAUCAGUGAUUUCGUUAGCUGUUUUGAAUCUACUUUGAGGGAGCUGUAUAUAGAUGAUUGUCAGAAUAUAGAUGCGACAAUUAUUUUACCUGCACUGAAGAAACUCAAGUGCCUAGAAGUGUUGUCAGUAGCAGGCAUCGAGACUGUUUGUGACAAUUUUGUCAUUGGACUGGUCAAAGCACUUGGCAUAAACAUGAAAGAGCUUGGUUUCGCUAAUUGCGUGCAACUGACUGAUAUAUCACUUCGAAUUGUAGGCAAAAAUUGUCCCAACUUAUGUGCUCUGGAUCUUUCUUACUUGCAUAACUUGACAGACUCUGCAUUAAAACACCUAGCCAAUGGUUGCCAAUCAAUUAGGAGACUCAAACUUCACCGAAAUGAUUUCAGUGAUGAAGCUAUUUCUGCCUUCUUGGAAGUCUCUGGACAGUCUCUGGAUGCACUUUCAGUUAACAAUAUCCAUAGGGUGAGACAUCAUUAUGCCUUACCAGAUUUCUCAUGUGGCAUUUGUAAUUUGUCUUUUCUCCCAGAAGCAUGGAUAAGUUGUCUUGCAAUGGUUGCUCACAACACUGCCUUAUCAAUUGCCAAAUGUUCAAGAAAUUUGGUGAGUUUGGACUUAUCAUGGUGCCGCAGAUUAACAGAUGAGGCACUAGGAAUGAUUGUUGAUAGCUGCUUAUCACUGAAGCUGCUCAAGCUAUUUGGAUGCACGCAGAUUACAGAAGCAUUUCUAAAUGGCCACUCAAACCCCAUGGUGCGAAUCAUUGGAUGUAAAACUGGACCAGUGUUGGAGCAUCUUGAUGCGCUUGAACCUCAAGAAAAUCCUUUGCGAUAUUCUCCACUGACAAGCUUUUGCUGAUCAACAACAUAUUAUAUACCACCUGGAUGCUUGACUUUUCUACUUGCAUCCCUGCUGUACAUCAAAAACCACCCUGUUUCUUCUUCAGUAACCAGCUUUUUCUUGGCCCAUGGAACACUGAAAACCAAAGCAUUUAUCACACCUUGAUUGUCAACUAAAAAAUUCCCCGAGUGUAUUUAACACCGGACCUCACUUGGGCUUCCCCUUAUUUAUGUCUUUUUAUUUGUUGAUACUGAUGCAAGAUGGCAUGUUGCAUCAGAAAAUUGUAUAGACAGAAGGAAAAUUGAAUAGUUGAUAUAAUAUGAUUAAAAAGAAUAAUAUACUGCUUGAAUGAGUAAAA